AAACUCCUACUCAUCUAUCCCUCAAAUUUACUACUAAAAGUGAAAUUUAAGAAUAAAAAUAUUACUUAAAAGUAGGGGAAUAGAAGUAUACUUGUAAAGCAAAAGAAAGAUGACUCAAGAACCUUCCACUUGUUUCAUAGUUGCCAUCUCAUAAUGAAAUAUUAUUAAAAAAAAAAAAAACUUAAAUUAGAUAGGAAUAAAUAGAAAAGCUUGAACAUAAAAAGAAAGACAAAAACCCACCGUUUGUUUAAUUUGUAUUUGUUUUCCUCUUUAUUUGGUUGUGAUUAGUAAAGCUUAAAGAAUUAAGCACAAAAAAAUGGCACAAGGAAAGGUAGGAAGAGUAUUGAUGUUGCCCGUAUUAGUAGUUGAUUUGGUUGUGUACCUCAUAAUUUUGGGUCUUGCUUCUUGGUCUCUCAAUAAGUACAUCGAUGGCCAACAAAAUAACCCUCUUUUGGGUGGAAAUGCAGCCACAAGUUACAUGCUUAUUUUUGCUCUUUUAGCCGGAACAACCGGGAUUGCAUCGGUGUUAGCGGGUUUCGCUCACUACCGAGCAUGGUCAACAGCCAGCAUGGCUGCCUCCGCCUCCGUGGCUGCCAUAUCAUGGGCCCUUACUGGGCUGGCAUUUGGACUGGCCUGGAAGGAGGUCAGGCUAGGUGGUCAUAGAGGGAAACGCUUAACAACACUUGAAGUAUUUAUCAUAAUUUCAGCUUUGAUCCACUUGUUGUACAUAAUGCUCCUGCAUGCUGGUUCAUUUAAUCACAUAUAUGGGCCUUACUAUACCCAACAUGGUCAUGAAGGCCCAAUAUCGGAGGCCCAAAAGGCUUCAAGCAGUGAAACUCAUGCUAAUGCUUGAUUGAUCAAAUUGGUAUACAUUAUAUAUAUCAUGGUUUUACAAAUAAUUAAUUUAGCACAAACUCUCUAAGACGGUGUCAUGAUAAAUCAUUUUUAUUGGAUUGUUUCAAUGUACAUUUACUGUCUUAAUGUGAUCACUUAUAAUUUUAAAGUGAUAUCUUACAGUAAAAGUGAUAAUUUAUAACC
Molecule: messenger RNA, 1038 nt
Organism: Amaranthus tricolor (Joseph's coat)
Lineage: Eukaryota; Viridiplantae; Streptophyta; Magnoliopsida; Caryophyllales; Amaranthaceae
Product: membrane protein PM19L-like
Exons: 2
Coding region: 317-853 (178 amino acids)
Source: RefSeq, a predicted model, not a curated record